Molecule: messenger RNA, 2487 nt
Organism: Lolium rigidum
Lineage: Eukaryota; Viridiplantae; Streptophyta; Magnoliopsida; Poales; Poaceae
Product: importin subunit beta-1-like
Exons: 2
Coding region: 1-2487 (828 amino acids)
Biological process (GO): protein import into nucleus
Cellular component (GO): nucleus; cytoplasm
Molecular function (GO): nuclear import signal receptor activity; small GTPase binding
Source: RefSeq, a predicted model, not a curated record
AUGGAUACAGAUAAGGACAUUCUGACUAAGCUUCUGUUAGAUGCUCAGGAUCAGGAUGACAGCAUACGGUCAGUAGCAGCAGGCAAACUCAAGCAGCGCCAGGAGCAAGAUUUUCCGGACUUCCUCCUAUCCUUGUCAGCAGAGCUCUUGAAGGAUACAAGUCCACCCGAUUGUAGAAGGCUGGCUGGCAUUAUCUUUAAGAAUUCAGUGGAAGGAAAGUAUUCUGAAGAUAACAACCGAAAUAUCAAACGAUGGAUCAACCUGGAUGAACUUAUCAAAUCCAAGAUUAAGGAGUCAUUGCUGAUAACACUAGGGUCUUCGGCUGCUGAGGCGAGGCACGCGUCGUCACAGAUUAUUGGCAAGCUUGCAUAUAUUGCGAUACCCAGCCGGGAUUGGCAAGACCUCAUUGACAUAUUACUGGGCAACAUGGCACAUCAGGGUGCAUCUCCUCCACUGAAGCAAGCAACUCUAGAGGCUCUGGAGUAUGUGUUUGAGGAGUUCUUGGGGUUGAAGCAGGAUGCAAUUGAUGGUGUUCUGGAUGCUGUCAUCCGGGCAAUGAACCGGGCAGAGCAAAGUUCGGAAGUCUGUCUUGCAGCUGUUAAAGCUCUACAUAAUGUUCUUAAGUUCGCCAAUUUCGCAAAUGAGGAUUGCAGAAAACGUAUAAUGACAGCAAUCUGCAAUGCAGCUAAAUCCGAUGAAGCGGCGAUCAAAGAGGGAGCAUUUGGCUGCCUUACCGCGAUUGUACCAAAAUAUUAUAUGGUGCUAGAACCUUACAUGGAAACCAUACUCAGUCUUACAACUGAAGCUUUGAAAGGAGGUGCGGAAAAAGUUGCACUCCAAUGUAUCGAGUUCUGGAGUACUAUUUGCAAACAAGUGAUAAAACUCCGAGAACAAAAAAAGCAUUUUGCUCAUGUUAGCUCAACUGCAGAUUGUCGCUUUAUUGAGAAGCCCCUCUGUUCACUUGUUCCAGUUCUGCUAGGAACUCUGUUAAACCAGGAGGGAGAUGUUGAUGCACUGAACAUAUUCACGAGUGCUACGACAUGCCUAGGCCUCGUCGCUAGAACUAUCGGGAAUGCAAUCGUCCCACUUGCAAUGCAGUUUGUCGAGGGUAACAUCCAAAUGGCAGAGUCGCGGAGUCGCAAGGCAGCUACUUAUGCACUAGGUGUUAUCCUUGAAGGGCCCUCUAUUGAUAAACUUGCUCCUGUGGUCGGUUUGUUGGUGGACAGGAUGGAAGACCCAAACAUUGAGGUAAGAGGAGCCGCUGUAUGCACCCUUGGGCGAGUGUUUGAGCUUCUGCAUUCUCCAGCUCUUGCAAAAAGAUUUUUCACAGAUGAAGACUUUCGUCGCAUCAUGGCUGUGUUGUCUAAGAGUGGUAAAGAUGUUCCAGAAGUAUCCAAGGAAGUCUGUAGAGCUAUAUAUUUUCUUGCCCGAGGUUAUCAGACAAUCUCAUCUGAGGUAGACCAUUCAAAAAAGGAAAUCUCAUGUGAGCUUUCACCUUUUCUUAGUGGUGUUAUCAAUGCUCUCCUUUCUGCUUCAGAACUUGAUAAGAAGACCCCUUUCGGUACUCGAGCAUCUGCAUCUGCUUAUGAAGCAUUGACUGAGGUUGUGAGAGUAAGCAACAUACACGAUUAUAAAGCUUCAAUAGCUAUCAGAGUCUUAAUGCCUCGUAUCAUGAGAAGAUUGAACACCGCGCUUGAUGCUGAAGCAAUUACAUCGAGCGACAAGGGUAACAAAUACAAUCUUCAGGCGUUGCUGUGCGACCUACUGCUCGUCAUAAUCCAGAAACUGGGCCAAUCACGUGAAGCGGACAUGGUUAAGGAGUAUGCUCAGUUUGUGUUGGUUCUGUUUUGCCGUGUCUUAACUUGCGACUGUUCUACUGCACGUGAUAAAGCAGCGCUUGCCAUUGGUGCUCUGGCUCGUGCUGUCGGUCCAAAGUUUGUGGGUCUCAUGUCUAUAUUUUUGCAGUAUUACAAUGUGAAUCUAUUCUCCCCAAUCUAUUUAGAGGUGAUUGGCAAUAUCUUUCAUGUCUUGGGAGAUGAAAUCCUGCCAUACUGUGAUUAUAUGAUGGAUGUUCUUUUCGAAGGUCUCUCAGAACGGGCGCUUAAACCUCAAAUUUUGGCAUGCUUUGGAGAGAUUGCUCUUGCUAUCGGCAAGGAUUUUGAGGAGUACCUGCAGACUGUUAUUCAAAAGCUUAGAGAAGCUGAUAACCCAAGAUAUUAUGCCAAUAUUUUUGAUGAGGAUAAGGUUGACUACGGUAGUCAGCUUAGACAGGGAAUAUUCAAGGCUUACUCUGGCAUAUUGCGGGGUAUAAAGGACCCAAAAUCUGGUUUGAAGGUAGCAGCGGAUCUAUUUGAGUUUAUUGAAGCUGUCUGCAAGGACGAGAACAGGGGUGCAAGUGUGACAUACACUGCAGUUGAUGUGUUGUCAGAGUUUGGUUCGACGGUGGAGUCAUGGACACAGGGACUGAUUUCGGAAGUAAUGAAGUAG